CAUGCUUCACAGUAAAUGAAACUAAAAGUUAGUCUGAACAACAACACUGCUGCAGUCAACACAAGUGCCUCUGUCUCUCAGCAAACAACUUCAGGCCUCCAGGUCAACAGUACAACAAAGCCUCUGAGUACAAACAUGGCAGCAGCCAGCAGUCUCCUCUCUGAGGAUCAAUUUCUGUGCUCCAUCUGUCUGGAUGUGUUCACUGAUCCAGUCACCAUACCAUGUGGGCACAACUUCUGCAAGACCUGCAUCACAGAUCACUGGAGUAUUAAUAUCCAGAGUCAGUGUGCCGUGUGUAAAGAGCUUUUUGACAGAAGACCCGAUCUUCGGGUCAAUACUUUUAUAUCUGAGAUGACUGCUCAGUUCAGGCAGUCAGUUCAAAAGACAACCAGCAUCAGCUUAGGGGAACAACAAGCCAACCCAGAGGAAGUUCUCUGUGACGUCUGCACUGAAACCAAGAUGAAGGCCCUGAAGUCCUGCCUGGUGUGUCUGGCCUCCUACUGUGAGACUCACCUGGAGCCUCACCAGAGAGUCACAGGCCUGAAAAGACAUACGCUGAUUGAUCCUGUGGAGAACCUGGAAAGCAGGAUGUGUAAGAAGCAUGAGAGACCUCUGGAGCUGUUCUGCAAGACUGACCAGAUGUGUGUGUGUCAGUUCUGCACUGAGUCAAGUCACAAGCUUCAUCAAAUUGUUCCUCUGAUAGAAGAAUAUGAAGAAAAGAAAGCUGAGCUGAGAAAGACAGAGGCUGAAGUUCAGCAGAUGAUCCAGGAGAGACAACUGAAGAUUCAAGAGCUUAAGCAAUCAGUGGAGCUCAGCAAGGAAACUGCAGACAGAGAGACAGCAUCCAGUGUGCAGGUCUUCACUGCUCUGAUCCAGUCUGUUGAGAGAAGUCUGGCUGAUCUGAUUGAGAAGAUUAAAGAGAGGCACAACACAACAGAGAAACAGGUUGAAGGCUUCAUCAGAGAGCUUGAAGAGGAGAUCUCUGAGCUGAUGAGGAGAAGCACUGAGCUGAAGCAGCUCUCACAUACUAAAGACCACCUCCUACUCCUCCAAAGCUUCACAUCCUUAAACCCUGCUCAACCCACCAAGGACUGGACAGAGGUCAGAGUUCACUCAUCAUGUGAGGAGACUGUGAAGAGUACAGUGGCUCAGCUGGAGGAGACACUCAGUAAAGAGAUGAAGAAGCUGUGUGUUAACAUUGAGCUGAAGAGGUUCCAGCAGUUUGCAGUGGAUGUGACUCUUGAUCCUGAAACAGCAAAUCCCCAUCUCAUCCUGUCUGAUGAUGGGAAACAAGUCAGUUAUGGUGACGUGAAGCAGAAUCUUCCCGACAACCCAAAGAGAUUUCUUUGGUAUUCUGUCCUAGGAAAGCAGAGUUUCUCUUCAGGAAGAUUUUACUAUGAAGUCCAAGUUAAAGGGAAGACUGCCUGGACUUUAGGAGUGGCCAGGGGGUCGAUUAACAGAAAGGACACCUUCAUCACAGUGUGCCCUAUGACUGGCUACUGGACUGUAUGCAUGACCAAUGGAAAUCAGUACAAAGCAUAUGCUGGCCCUUCAAUCUGUCUCUCUCUGAAGUCAGAGCCUCAGAGGGUGGGGGUGUUUGUGGAUUAUGAGGAGGGUCUGGUCUCCUUUUAUGAUGUUGAUGCUGCAGCUCUCAUCUACUCCUUUACUGGCUGUAGGUUCACUGAGAAGCUCUACCCAUAUUUCAAUCCUAGGCGUAACAGUGAUGGUAAAAACUCCACUCCCUUAACUAUUUGUUCCAGCAACGACACUGAUUAGACUAAUCGUAAAAGAGUCACUGUCAUGUAAAUGACCUAAAACACUUUCCUAUUCUGUUUCAGAUUGCUUUGGGUUAUGUAUGUGGGUGUGCGUGAGUAUUAUUUCUUUGUUUGUUUGUUUGUUUGUUUGUUUUGUCAUAAUAAUAAUCUGGUUUUAGGCCAUGUCAGAUCUUAUAAUAUCUACAUGUUUUUAUUUCUUUUUUUUAGGUUUGGGGAUUUGUGUUUGUAAUUUAUUUAAAAAACUAACACAAUUUGCUGGUUAAGUAUAUUUUACAGAUUAAUAAAUUGGUAGUUAUAAGCAUUUAUGUUAAUAUAAGAUGGUUUACUUAGGUUGCUUUCAUACCUAACCUCUUUGGUUCAGAUUAAACAAACUCAGGUCCAUUUGCACAGUUAGUACAGUUUGUUUUGGCUGGUGUGAAAGCUGUCAGUCGAACCCUGGUGUGGACCAAACAACCGAACCAAGACCGCUUGAAAAGGUGGGUCUAGGUCCACUUCCAAACAGACUCUGGUGCAGUGUGUUUGGGGUGUGAAAGAAAAUGAACCAACCACAGGAUUCUGUGAUAGCAGCUAUGGGAUUUUAGCAACAGCUAAACCAAUAGUAAAUCCAUUUGCUGAUCAUGAAAUCUGUCUGCUAUCUCAUAACUGAUCCUGAUAAAGUAAUAUCCCAUGAUGAUGAAUGAUUAAAAAGCUGUGCAAACUGCCAUGAUUGUAUCUAACUCCGCGUACUUUGUAGCUUUGUCUGUUCAUUAAGUCCAUUAAAAGUGUGUGACAGUGAUCCCACAGUUUUAAGCUCCAAAUCAUCACUGUGCAAGAUGCCUUCUUUUCAUCCUGUCUCUAUGUUAGUCAUUAUUCAUAACAUGCCAUUCAUUUGCAGUCUAAUAAUAGCCUACUAAUAAUGUUUACAACCACUUAUUUCUCUAUGAGCUCUUUGUGAAACCAAACAACAUAAAUGUAAACUCUUUAGAAGCAUUAAAGUGCUGCUGCAAAAACUUAAGUCAGUCACCAGAGUUUAAUUUCCCCAUGUGGGUCCUGAUGAUGCAGGAGUUAUCUGUCAGUUAGUAGAACUUCAUGUUUACUCCUCUUGCUUUGUUUGCAAAAAGUCAGUUUGAACAGGAACGAACCAAAACUAAAAUAAAACGAUGUAUCAUUUUUUCCCCUCUGGUCCAGCCCAAAUUAACCCAGCUACAGGUGUGUUCAUGUGCCUGCGAGAAAACUGCCUGUUUGGAACAGGCAGAAAAAAAGUUUUGAGUACUUCUUCUACCAUUGCCAAUAGCUAACCAACAUUCCCAGUUAGGAAAGAGUAAAAAGUAAAGCAAGUUAGUCUGGGGCCCCCAAAUCACUAAAUCCGCCCCUGAAAAACACACUCAAGUAGCCACUGCUCGUGGUCGGAAUCAAAGCUGAAAUAGGCCUACAAUAAGCGGAUGAAUUAAUUUCGAAAUAGCCGUAUUAGUCACUUGCUUUGACAUAACUGCUGCAGUUAUAAAUUAAAGUAUGAAUUUAACUAGCAGAAAUAUUUUGCAUUCAGUAACGUUAGUGUUGUAAGUUAUUAUGGCAAACUUACACACUUUAAGUUGCAAUGCCAGAGUGGCGUUUAUCCUCUUGGGUCUCCGCUUAAGCUUGUCGACUGCAGGGAGGUGAAGCAGAGGUUAGUUAGAAAAUUGGUAUAUCCAGCAUUUGAACUGGAGUCAGUGACUACAUGUUGCUCACUCUGCGGAGUCCUGUGCUUCCUUGGGUCUGGGAACAAAAGUGUUCAUUCCUAAAUUUACAUCACUGAUGCUUGAAAUGUUUGAUUAUGCUACAUGUAAAAUCUCUGGUCUCUUUCUUCAUCUGUUGUCCAAUCUACUGUAGCGAGCAACAGAGUCCCUGCUUACAUAAAGACAUGCUCAACUCUCUGCAGAGCCCUAAAGCCCUGCCCCCACCACUGCACUGAGACACACAGCACUGUUCCUUUGUUUAUUCAAAGUUUAUUAACAUUGCAUGUCCAAAUCGCACCAAAUGAGAUGCUGCACAUCCUUGGGUCCCCAGCAAUACACCCACCAAGUGUGAAGUAGAUUGGAUGAACGGUUCCCGAGAUAUGUGAAAGACAAACGUACCUACAUACAUAGAUUCCUUGCUUCAUAGUUAGAUAAUAUUUGCUAAUGAAUCUGAAACAAUUUCAUGUUUUACUUUUAUGUGUUGUUGUGCUUAUAAUUUUUGCUGUAAGUCUUAUGCUUCUAUAUGAAUAAAGAUCUUUGAGGAGUA
Molecule: messenger RNA, 4016 nt
Organism: Epinephelus moara (kelp grouper)
Lineage: Eukaryota; Metazoa; Chordata; Actinopteri; Perciformes; Serranidae
Product: E3 ubiquitin-protein ligase TRIM21-like
Exons: 2
Coding region: 16-1776 (586 amino acids)
Molecular function (GO): protein binding; zinc ion binding
Source: RefSeq, a predicted model, not a curated record